Messenger RNA from Micropterus dolomieu (smallmouth bass), 2874 nucleotides. RefSeq names its product caspase-8-like. The record is from RefSeq and is a predicted model, not a curated record. The transcript has 10 exons. The coding region runs from base 178 to 1500 and encodes 440 amino acids. Gene Ontology annotation, biological process: proteolysis; negative regulation of extrinsic apoptotic signaling pathway via death domain receptors. NCBI's taxonomy places the organism in Eukaryota, Metazoa, Chordata, Actinopteri, Centrarchiformes, Centrarchidae. Gene Ontology annotation, molecular function: protein binding; cysteine-type endopeptidase activity.
GCCAUUAAAGAAGAAGAAGAAAUGAUGCAAAUAAAUGCUAGUAAAACUUGUAAGACUGUUGCAUUUUUCGCUCUUUAAAAAGGUUUUACCUGACAGCUGAUUUACAGAAGACGCAUCUUUGUUGAUAAUGAACAAUUAGCUGAGUACAUGGCCUGCGGUGGUGGGUUUGGGUCUUAGAUGGAUCCGCUGAUGCUGAAACUGUUCCAUAUAGACGAGGGGCUGCGCUCCUCUGAGGUGGCAGCUCUCUGCUUCUUGUGUCGUGAUGUUGUCAACAGGAAACGCCUGGAGGGGAUCAGGGACGCACAGGGGCUGUUCUUGAGAUUAAAAGAAAAAUGUCUGCUGGACAACGAAUUCUUCCUUUCUCAGCUGCUCUCCACUAUCCAUCGACCAGAUCUCCUCCGCCUCCUGGAGACAGACAGCAGACAACCAGAGGAACCAGUCACAAAUCCUGUCCUGUCGGAUUACAGAGUGAUGCUGUUCCAAAUCUAUGAAGGCAUGAGUCAGGCAAAUUUUGAAAAGAUGAAGAUCCAUUUGAGCAAGAAGCUGGGCACAAGACACGUUCAGACAUGCACUACAGCACUGGAUGUGUUUUCUGAAAUGGAAAAGAUUGACUUACUGUCAAAUACAAAUCUUCAUGAGCUGCAUACAGUACUGCAGAAGUUGGAUGAAAAUCUGGCAUUGACUGUAGAGCGCUACUGGAAAGCUGAAACCCAGCCACAUCCUUCUUGUGUCAACGUGGACUACCAGACAGAGUACUACACCAUGAACCAUAACCCUCAUGGUUUGUGUGUGGUCAUCAACAAUGAGGAAUUCCAGGGAACACAGCUGAAAGAUAGAAAAGGGACUCAUGAGGAUGAGAAGGCUCUGCACAAAGUGUUCACCCACCUUGGCUUUAAAGUGAUGGUACACAACAAUUUGACUGCAGAAGCCAUGCGACUUGUACUAAAAGAGCUUAGCAGAAGGGAUUUUUUUGCUGAUGAUGCCUUGGUGGUAUGCGUGCUUUCCCAUGGAGAAAAGGGAUGUGUCUAUGGGACAGAUGAGAAGGAGGUGUCCUUGCAAGAGCUGACACAGCUCUUCAUAAGUGAACGAGCUCCCACCUUGGCGGGGAAGCCCAAACUAUUCUUCAUCCAAGCGUGUCAGGGAAGAAGCUACCAGAGAGGAUGCAUGCCAUGUCCCCCAAUGCUGAGGCAGGAGGGAGGGGACAAAGAGGUGGAGGAAGACGCAGGUCCUGUGUACGGCAAGAUGGUGACUUUGGGGGCUGACUUUGUGCUAGGCAUGGCCACUGUCUCAGAGUGCAAGUCGUUUCGAAACACUUCCACAGGCUCCAUCUACAUCCAGGAGCUGUGCAAGCAGCUGAUGAGGUCUGCACAAAGCUCAGAGGAUAUAUUCAUUGUCCUGACACAUGUGAACAUGGAGGUCAGCAAGGGACAAUAUUUAAAAUACAAACAAAUGCCAGAGAUCAUAUACACCCUCACCAAGAAGCUCGUCCUCAGUGUGUGAGCUGACUGCUGGGACCAAUGUGCAAUGCUGAAAAUAUGCUAUAUUGUCUGUGUGUUUUAAAUCUCUGUAUGGCAUAGCCUGUUUCAGGAGCUAUUAUUGUGUAUCCACAAAUAUAAAAUAGUUUUUUAAAAAAUUAACCAAACUAUCCUAAUGCUUAAAUACACAACAAAAAUGUAUCACAAAGUUGGUAUAUAAUGGUAGGGAACUUUGGAAAUGUUUCACUUUGACAUAAGAGAAAUCAUCUUAUGAUUAUUCCUUAUUUUUAUUUCUACUCUUUAAGGAAUCAAGUUAAUAUUGCUUGACGUAAAAUCACUGAAUACAUUUCUAAUGUCACCUUAUAAACGUAUGUUGCUGUGUAGUUGCUAAAAUGCAUUGUUAAUCACCAUUAUAAUAAUGCUAUGUAAUCAUGAUUUGUGAGAAUAUGCUUCAGGACUGCUAGUAGGAAUGGGAAUGUAUUUUAUCUUUUUGCUCUUUUCUUACUCUUUACUCAGGAAGUAUUUCUAGACAGUUAAUAACAGUGUUUUCCUUGAGCUUAAUUUCUUAUAUGCAUUGCUAAAUGAAUCAAAGUGUUGCUUGGUGAUUUUUAAAUGUACUGAAAAUACUUUAUGUACUGUUAUUUGUAACAAAAUAUUUAUAAUGAUAAAAGAUGACCUUUGGUUUUAAUACUUGGAGAUGUGAUAGAAAGUAUGACAAGAAAGUCUAACACAUAGCAGUUUGCUGGAACCUGCAUCCAAAGACCCUCAGGAAGUUAGCUUCCUGCCAGCAGACACCAUAAUGUGAUAUUUUUUUGCUUAUAACAAAUAUUUGCUUUACAUGACAAAGCGUAUCAGUAUAUAUAAAGUGUAUUACUGGUAGGGCUGGGCAAUGAAACAUUAGGAAUAUUUUUUGCGAUACAAUUUUCCUCUAACAAUUUAACAAAUGUGCAAUGUUUUACGUAAUUUUACUAUUGCAUAUUUGUUGCAAAAAUACUUUGUCAUAAUUGUCUUGAUGAUAUGACCAUAAAGAAUAGUUUUAAACCACAAUUAACCAUAUGGUUUCUUUGAACUUGUGCUUAGGAGCAAAAAUUAGCCUUUAAACUUGAAAGAAAUAACGACAUGACAUUUUUUUAUUGUGAUAACAGUUUUGGCCAUAUCGCCCACUACUCUCACCCAAUACUGGUACUGAUUGGUUUAUAAUUAUUUGGUUUAAGUCGUUUGAUGUGACUAACCUUGCUGUAAUGUUGAAGAAAUGGUUUGAUCCUAGUAUGACAAAGUUUGAUGAUGAUGUGAAAAAGUAUUUUACCUUAAAUGAUUGAAUUUGAUUUUGAUAUAUGACAAGUUAUCCAAGGAAGGUAAAAAUCAACUGAAGAACUGAUAAAGUGUCUUGGAUGAGUGA